Messenger RNA from Gambusia affinis (western mosquitofish), 4076 nucleotides. Its product is annotated as NLR family CARD domain-containing protein 3-like. The record is from RefSeq and is a predicted model, not a curated record. Gene Ontology annotation, molecular function: protein binding. NCBI's taxonomy places the organism in Eukaryota, Metazoa, Chordata, Actinopteri, Cyprinodontiformes, Poeciliidae. The transcript is spliced from 13 exons. The coding region runs from base 202 to 3204 and encodes 1000 amino acids.
AGACGCUGAAGAAAACAGAAGUCACCUGACUGUCAAAAAAGAAAGUGAAACCAACUUUGAUCUCCUUCAGAACAGCGUCCAUUUUGAGCCGCAGGAUGGAAAUUACUCGUUGACUCGUUAACAGAGGUAGCUGGAAGAGAAGAGAAGCUCUGAAGAACGAGUGAAUUAAAUCAAGUCUCCCUCAGAGUUGAAGGCCAGAAGAUGGAAGAUCUGGAUCUGAAAAAGGACAGAGCAGAACCUCCAGGACCCACCAGUCCAUCUAUGAGGAGUGAUCGGUCCAAAGAUGAACCUCCAGUCUUCAGUAAUGAACCUGGACCCUCAGACAGAAAGAGCAGCUUUGGUGAGGAGGAGCCUCCAUCCUGCUGUGGUUUGUCUCAGAAUGUUCUGAUGGAUCCGGUCUUGACCAGCUGCCCCCAGUAUGGGAAACAACCCAGAACAGGAUCUGGACCUCUGACAGCCAAUCAGAGCAGCUGUGCUCCAGGCCAGAAGAUGGAAGAUCUGGAUCUGAAAAAGGACAGAGCAGAACGUCCAGGACCCACCAGUCCAUCUAUGAGGAGGGAUCGGUCCAAAGAACGUCCUCCAUACUUCAGUAAUGAACCUGGACCCUCAGACAGAAAGAGCAGCUUUGGUGAGGAGGAGCCUCCAUCCUGCUGUGGUUUGUCUCAGAAUGUUCUGAUGGAUCCGGUCUUGACCAGCUGCCCCCAGUAUGGGAAACAACCCAGAACAGGAUCUGGACCUCUGACAGCCAAUCAGAGCAGCUGUGCUCCAGAUAUUGUUGCUCAGUAUCAGCCUGACCUUAAAGAGUUUCUGAAGAUGAAGUUCCAGAGUCUCUCUGAAGGCGUCGCUGAACAUGGAAAUAAAACCGUUCUGAACCAGAUCUACACAGAGCUCCACAUCACAGAGGGGUUAACUAGAGAGGUCAACCAGGAACAUGAGGUCAGACAGAUUGAAACAGCAUCCAGGAAACAAGAAACAAUCAGAAGAGAAGACAUCUUUAAUGUCCCACCUGGAAGAGAUCAACCAAUCAGAACAGUGAUGACCAUGGGAGUGGCUGGCAUUGGGAAAACACUGUUAACACAGAAGUUCACUCUGGACUGGGCUGAAGGCAAAACCAACCAGAACAUUGAUUUCAUAUUUCCAUUCACUUUCAGAGAGCUGAAUAUGUUGAAAGAAGAAAAGUUCAGUUUAUUGGAACUGAUUCAUAAAUUCUUCACUAAAACCAAAGAAAUCAGCAGCUUUGAAACGUUUCAGGUUCUGUUCAUCUUUGAUGGUCUGGAUGAAAGUCGACUUGAUCUGAAUUUCAACAACAAUCUGAUCCUGACUGAUGUUACAGAGUCCAGCUCACUGGAUGUUCUGCUGAUAAACAUCAUCAGGAGGAAACUGUUUCCUUCUGCUCUCCUCUGGAUAACCACACGACCAGCAGCAGCCAAUCAGAUCCCUGCUGAAUGUGUUGGCAUGGUAACAGAGGUCAGAGGGUUCACUGACCCCCAGAAGGAGGAAUACUUCAGGAAGAGAUUCAGAGAUGAUGAAGAGAAGGCCAACAGGAUCAUCUCCCACAUCCCGAAAUCAAAAAGUCUCCACAUCAUGUGUCACAUCCCAGUUUUCUGCUGGAUCACUGCUAAAGUUCUGGAGAAUCUGAUGGAGACCAGAGAGGGAGGAGAUCUGCCCAAGACCCUGACUGAGAUGUACAUAGAGUUCCUGAAGGUUCAACUGAAAAUCAAGGAGGAAAAGUAUGAUAGAGGAAAAAAGACAAAAUCUAUCUGGAGUCCAGAGAACAGGAAGCUGAUUGAGUCUCUAGGAAGACUGGCUUUUGAUCAGCUGCUGAAGGGAAACCUGAUCUUCUAUGACAAAGACCUCAAACAGUGUGACAUCAACAUCAAAGAUGCUGCGUUGUUCUCAGGAGUUUUCACUGAGAUGUUUAAAACAGAGAGAGGAGUGAACAACAUCUCCGUCUACUCCUUUGUUCAUCUGAGCAUCCAGGAGUUUCUGGCUGCAGUCUACAUGCUCCACUGUUUCACCAGCAGGAAGUCAGAGGUGAUCCAGACGUUCCUGGGAGAAAAAUACAGAGAAACAUCUCUAGAUGAGUUCAUGGAGAAAGUCAUGAAGAAAUCCCUCAGCAGUAAAAAUGGCCACCUGGACCUGUUUGUCCGCUUCCUUCAUGGUCUCACUGUGGAGUCCAACCAGAACCUCUUAGAAGAUCUGCUGGGUCAGAGAGAGAACAGUCCAGAAACCAUCCAGAGAAUCAUCACCAACCUGAAGGAGAUGAACACUGAUAGAAUCUCUCCUGACAGAAACAUCAACAUCUUCUACUGUCUGAUGGAGAUGAACGAUCUCUCAUUUUAUCAGGAGAUCCAACGGCUGCUGGAUUCAGGGAAGAAGCUCUCAGAUACUGACUGUUCAGCUCUGGCCUUCAUGCUGCAGAUGUCAGAGGUUCUGGAUGAGUUGGACCUGGAGAAGUACAACACAUCAGAAUCAGGACGACAGAGACUGGUUCCAGCUGUGAGGAACUGCAGAAAGGCUCGACUUGGUGGCUUGAGGCUCCGAAAGGAUGAAUGUGAAGUUUUGGCCUCAGCGCUGAAGUCCAACCCAGAUCUGACUGAAGUGGAAAUAAAUCAGAUCUUCAUAAAUAAAAGUGGAGAAUCUGAUCUGAAGCCUCUGGUUGAGAUCCUGGAGAGUUCAGUCAGUAAAGUGAAGAUUCUGAGAUUGGACUGCAGUUUGUCAGAGACCAGCUGGACUUCUCUGUUCUCAGCUCUGAAGUCCAAACCGACCCAUCUGACAAAACUGGACCUGAGCGGAAUCAACCUGGAAGAUUCUGUAGUGAAGGAUCUCUGUGGUUUUCUACAGACUGAAGGCUGCAGACUGGAGACAUUGAGAUUGAACUGCAGGUUGUCAGAGACUAGCUGGACUUCUCUGUUCUCAACUCUGAAGUCCAAACCGACCCAUCUGACAGGACUGGACCUGAGUUGGACCAACCUGGAAGAUUCUGGACUGAAGAAUCUCUGUGGUUUUCUACAGACUGAAGGCUGCAGACUGGAGACAUUGAGAUUGAUGGACUGCAGGUUGUCAAAGAUCAGCUGUGAUUAUUUGGCUUCAGCUCUGAAGUCCAACAGCCUCCAUCUGAAAGAACUGGACCUGAGAUGGAACAACCUGAAGGAUUCAGAUGUUCAGCAGCUGAAGGAUCUUGUAGAUGAUCUAAAGUUCUGAUCUCUGUAAAGUAGAGAAUGAUCUCUGUGUCCUGCUGAUCCUCAGAGGUUGAAGCUGCAGCAGUUUGAGUCUAAAGAGACUCUGAUUGGAUCAUGAUGAUGACCUCUGACCUCCAAGAUUUUCCUCCUGUUUGUUUUCUCAUGUCUCUCAUUUAGUGUCUGAUAUUGUUUGUCUCUUUGGAUCAAUAAAGAUCCAAUUCAAACUGGGCUCCAUUUAGAGGCUUGAUGGAGUUUUGAUCUGAACUGGAUUCAACUGGAAAGUUGAUCUUUUUUCUCUCUGGUUCAUUUUCAUCCUGGAACCAGAAAUGGUCUGAGAAUGGAAACAUGGGAAUCAUUUCCAGUUCAGCUUUGAAGCCAUGAAAGACACUUCAACCCUCUUUUCUCUGCUUCUUCCUUCUGUUGACAUGAAAAUGUUCCUCAAAGCUCCUCAGAGAAAAAGAUGCUUUACUGGAAACUGGAGAGAAACUUCAGCUUCCAUCACAGAAACCAGUUGAACCAGUUUAGAACUGGAUGUCCCACAGAAACUCUGAUCUUAGAGCAGUUUUCAGGAACAUCUGGAACCUGGAAAAUUUCUUUUUAUAUAUUUUUAUGUUCAUUGUAAAAAGUAAAUCUUGAAGUUUUUCAUCAUCAUUGAUUCUCAGUUUGUUUUGGUUUUUACUUUUUUAACUCCAUAUUUCAUGUUUUGAGUUUUCUAGAGAACUUUAGGACUCGAUGUGUCACAUCAGGAUCUUUACUGUGAUUUUACUGAUUUAUUCAACACUCAGAGAAACACUGGGAUAAUGUGCUGAUUGGUUCAUGAUUGAUUUUCAUAAUUCUUCUAAUGUAAGGUGGGUUUCUGGAUGUUUAAUGACCAAAUAAAGUUUUUAAAAAAUC